Ipomoea nil (Japanese morning glory) is the source of this 480-nucleotide messenger RNA. RefSeq lists its product as uncharacterized. The record is from RefSeq and is a predicted model, not a curated record. NCBI's taxonomy places the organism in Eukaryota, Viridiplantae, Streptophyta, Magnoliopsida, Solanales, Convolvulaceae. The transcript has a single exon. Bases 1 to 480 code for a protein of 159 amino acids.
AUGGCGGCUUCGAAGAGCUAUUUCGCGAGGGGAAACUACCGGUUCCUGUCGAGUGAUCGCGACGCGCCUGCGGCGGCGGCCGGCGACUCGGUGUUCGAGCUCGACGAGUCGGAGGUUUGGAGCGCGGAGCCGCGCGUUGCCUCGCCGGAGUGCCGGAAGGCGGUGGCGAGCGCCCGCGUCUCGAGGAAACAGUCCUCCGGCGACCGCGUGCCGGCGUCCCUGCCGGUGAACGUCCCCGACUGGUCGAAGAUUCUGAAGGAGGAGUACAGGGAGAAUCGCCGGCGCGACAGUUACGAGGAGGACUUGGAGGAGAAGUACGGCGACGAUAGGGUUCCGCCGCACGAGUUCCUCGCGCGGCAGUUGGCGAGGACUCGAAUCGCCUCCUUCUCGGUGCACGAAGGCGUCGGCCGCACCCUCAAAGGGAGAGAUCUCAGUAAGGUUCGCAACGCUAUCUGGGAGAAAACCGGCUUCCAGGAUUAA